Molecule: messenger RNA, 5410 nt
Organism: Rhineura floridana
Lineage: Eukaryota; Metazoa; Chordata; Lepidosauria; Squamata; Rhineuridae
Gene: KLHL20
Product: kelch like family member 20
Exons: 12
Coding region: 268-2097 (609 amino acids)
Molecular function (GO): protein binding
Source: RefSeq, a predicted model, not a curated record
GGUUGGUAGUGUACACGGAGUGGGGUGCGCUGCUAUUGGCAGUUUCCGGGACCAAUAGGAGGUGCAGGAGCCGCUGCGGUAGUAGAAGUUGGGAUGGUCCCUUCACUCCCCCUCCCCACAAAUAUGUCUAAUAGUGUGUGGAGUGAAGGCCCCUUUGCUCUUCGAUAGCUCCCGUCUUCGCCGUGGAGGCUUCCUUAUAACGAGUUUCUUAUCUUAGCCGGGAGGACUGGAGUAGAAGCAUAGUGUGAAGACUUCUCUUUGCAGUGUAUGGACGGAAAGCCAAUGCGCAGGUGUACUAGUAAUCGAGCAGGAGAAACUGGAAUGGACGUAACAAGCCGCUGCACUCUCGGAGAUCCCAACAAGCUGCCGGAAGGAGUGCCACAGCCUGCUCGCAUGCCUUACAUCUCAGACAAGCAUCCUCGACAAACACUGGAGGUCAUAAACCUGUUGCGGAAGCAUAGAGAGCUGUGUGAUGUGGUGUUGGUUGUGGGGGCCAAGAAGAUCUAUGCCCACCGGGUGAUCUUAUCAGCCUGCAGCCCCUACUUCCGAGCAAUGUUCACAGGGGAGCUUGCAGAGAGCCGGCAGACUGAGGUGGUAAUAAGAGACAUUGAUGAAAGGGCCAUGGAGCUUCUGAUUGACUUUGCAUACACAUCCCAAAUCACAGUAGAAGAGGGCAAUGUCCAGACGUUAUUGCCAGCUGCCUGUCUCCUCCAGCUAGCUGAGAUCCAGGAAGCCUGCUGUGAGUUCCUGAAAAGACAGUUGGAUCCUUCCAAUUGCCUUGGCAUCCGAGCAUUUGCUGAUACACACUCCUGCCGAGAACUUCUAAGAAUUGCUGACAAAUUCACCCAACAUAACUUUCAAGAGGUGAUGGAGAGUGAGGAGUUCAUGUUGCUUCCAGCCAAUCAGCUUAUUGACAUCAUAUCCAGUGAUGAACUGAAUGUCCGGAGUGAAGAGCAAGUGUUCAAUGCAGUGAUGGCCUGGGUGAAAUACAGCAUUCAGGAGAGACGACCUCAGCUCCCCCAGGUGUUGCAACAUGUCCGCCUGCCACUGCUCAGUCCCAAGUUCUUGGUAGGCACAGUUGGUUCUGAUCCACUCAUUAAAAGUGAUGAAGAAUGUAGGGACCUAGUGGAUGAAGCUAAGAACUAUUUGUUAUUGCCCCAAGAGCGACCACUGAUGCAGGGACCAAGAACUCGUUCACGCAAACCUAUCCGCUGUGGAGAAGUACUCUUUGCAGUGGGUGGCUGGUGCAGCGGGGAUGCAAUUUCCAGUGUUGAGCGCUACGAUCCUCAGACAAAUGAGUGGCGGAUGGUGGCUUCCAUGAGCAAGAGGCGGUGUGGUGUUGGAGUCAGUGUCUUGGAUGACCUUCUUUAUGCAGUGGGAGGCCAUGAUGGUUCUUCCUAUCUUAACAGUGUAGAAAGAUAUGACCCAAAAACCAAUCAGUGGAGCAGUGAUGUAGCACCCACGAGCACGUGCAGGACCAGUGUUGGAGUGGCAGUUCUUGGUGGCUACCUGUAUGCUGUGGGUGGCCAGGAUGGCGUCUCCUGUCUUAACAUAGUUGAAAGGUAUGACCCAAAAGAGAACAAAUGGACUCGAGUGGCUUCCAUGAGUACUAGGCGCCUUGGGGUGGCUGUGGCUGUGCUAGGGGGCUUCCUUUAUGCUGUUGGAGGCUCUGAUGGGACAUCACCUCUGAACACAGUGGAGCGCUACAACCCCCAGGAGAACCGUUGGCACACAAUAGCACCCAUGGGCACUCGACGUAAGCACCUAGGUUGUGCAGUAUAUCAAGACAUGAUCUAUGCUGUGGGAGGCAGAGAUGAUACUACUGAACUUAGCAGCGCUGAACGAUACAACCCCAGAACCAACCAGUGGUCUCCUGUGGUUGCCAUGACCUCACGACGUAGUGGGGUUGGCCUCACUGUGGUAAAUGGACAGCUAAUGGCUGUGGGAGGCUUUGAUGGCACAACGUACUUGAAGACCAUUGAAGUGUUUGAUCCAGAUGCCAACACAUGGAGACUGUAUGGAGGAAUGAACUAUCGUCGACUUGGAGGUGGAGUGGGAGUUAUCAAAAUGACACACUGUGAAUCCCAUAUAUGGUAAAAAGCCAAUGGAAGAGAAAUUUGUGUUCAUUAUUGAAACUGGUCACCUUGGUGACUACUGAGCUCUGAGGCUCUAGUAAAACUGAGAUCACAUUUCUUCACUGAUGCCUCUUCCUAUAAGACUAUAAUGGAUGUUGCAAGUAUAUUUCCCCUCCUCUACUAGUUACAGACCAGACUAAGCAACUCCAGGAACCUACCUGGAACACAUAGUUUUUCUUGUCUUUGUCACUCCAUCUCAAUUUUACUGUUACUGGAAUGCAAUGUUACAAGCAAUGAAGACCUCAGGGUGUAUAUGGAUUCCAUCAGAGUGAGGAGCUUAUUCAGAGGUACACAAGGCGUCUGCCCAGAUGAAAGAAUGUUUAUCGGAAACAUCAUUGGUUUUGUUUAUGGAGGAUGUAGUCAAGCAGGGUCUUCAUGCUCAGUUUAAAUGAAUGGGAGUUGCAUUAGAGCCCAUUCAUUUCAACCAGGGCUGUGGAGUCGGUAUGCUAAAUCUUUGACUCCAACUCCGACUCCUCUAUUUUUUUACACUCCGACUCCACCCAAAAUUGCUUCCGACUUCGACUCCAUAGCCCUGGAAAGUGCUGUAAAUGUCUUUUUAAAUUGGAAGCUCUCGUAGGAGCAUUUUUAUCGCUGCCUGAAUAUGCGUUGAUCUUGGCGUCACAGCAUUUGUCUUCAUCUGGGUCCUGUGUCAUACACUGACACACAAAAUGUUUUCCAUCUUGAGUUAUGGUGAAAUGCUCAAAUACAGCUGACUUCAUGGGAAGCUUCUUUGACAUUUUGAAAAAAUUUGUCAAUCAAAAUUUAUUUUGAAGUCGGAGUCGGUAUAUUUCUACCAACUCCGACUGAACCCAAAAUUGCUCCCGACUCCACAGCCCUGAUUUCAACAAGGCUUAGGUAGGAGAUGCUGUUGCAGGAAUUUGACAGGCAUUGGGCAAACCUUUCUAUAUGCUGAAAUCCAUUCCAUUUUAUUUCUACCAUGCUGUUGAUACCAUAAGGUGAUGGCCCUCCCCCUCCUUGUGAAAUUUUGAUGAGUAGCUACAUUAGAUGCACCUUUCUGAAAGAGGCUGUUUGUAAGCUCUGGCCUACGGAGAAAAUCUUUAAAAGCACAGAGCUAUCCAAUAAAGUCCUUCUUGUUGUUGGCAAUGCUGCAGUAAGAGCAAAGGAUUAAAACUCAUGGUACUGGAACAAGGAAUAGAACUAUAAAAAUUUGGGCAGUCUCCCAGGAAGUUCUCCUGCACAAGUCCCACUGAACUGAAUGGGAGGAGCACAGUAGUACUUCUGUGCUGCUCCUAUUCCUUUCCGUGGUGAUUGUGCAGGAAAAUGUCCUUGUAUAGAUUUCAUGCUCAAACUGCAUCAGCUUUGUAUUUCCUACAGUGGGCAUAGUAGGAACAUGAACUAGUGUGACUUUAGUACAUAAAUGCAAAUCUGAGAUAUUCUUACAGGCAUUUGACUUAAUGAAAAAAAGUACUGCAUCAUAAAUAGGCUACCUAUUAUCUGUUAUUAAUUUCACAACACUUGCUGCAGGUAGUGUGUGUAUAUGUAUAUAUAUACACACACACUUAAUGAAAUGGUAGCUACAUCUCUGGCUUUGAAGGCAUAAAGAUGACUGCCUUAUCAUAUACAUCUGAAAGAAGUGGUUAGAAUUAUAAGCAUUAUGACUUUCUUUAAACUGCCAUCUUUUACCCUAAAGGCGAGACUCCGUCACCGUCAUUUAUUACUCCAUCAAUAAAUUAUUGGGCGUUAGGGCAAGGGAUGGGGAAGCUGUGGCCCUACAGUCGUUGGUUGCACUCUGGCUCCCAUCAUCCCCAGCCAGCAUGACCAGUGAUGACAGGAGGUGAAGUCCAACGGCAACAGCUGGAGGGGCUAUAGGUUCACCACCCCUAAUUCACGAGCAAAGGACAGAAAGGAAAACUGAUAGCAGCAUUGGGUGUGGUGGGUUACAAGGAAUGCCCAUGAAACUAAGUUGUGUUUUACUUCCUUUAAAAAGUAGCUUUAUUUGUAAACUUCCAUGUCUUUGGGUGGGUUGGGGACUUAACACAAGUGGAGUUUUAAGGAAGAGAGGAAGCCCUUCUUUGUGCCCUGACAGUUGGUAUUCUUGUGUUUACAUUCUGAAUGUUUGCACCUUUACAAAGAGAAAGUAUUCUGUAAACACUUGUUUACAUAUCAUUUGUGCUUUUUCUAGCAUGAGUUAAUUUGUAUAAAUAGUGUUACCUUAAUAAAAUCAAUUGGUGUGUGUUUUCUCAUGACUCACCUGACAGAACAGAGCUCUCAGAUAUACUACAUCUAUAAAAUUACUUGGACUCAAAACUUUGGGCUGCUUAUUUCAAAACAGUAUGUGAGCAAAGCAGCUCUGUAUUUCUUUAAUAUGAUAGUAUCAAAUUCAUGUGCAGCUGAAGCCCGGGCAUACACCAGUGCACUGGACAAAAUGAACUGUGAUCAAAGAAACUGCACUGUCAUUAUAAUCACAGAAAUCACUAUUCAAAUACAGCACCUGCUGCAUUAUUUGUAGGGUUUAUAGUUUAAUGAUCCAUGAUAGUUUGAGGCAGGUGUGAGGCCUUUAAUCAGAUAUUUAACCAUGAAGAUAGAAAUGCUGACCUCCUUGCACUGGAGACACAGCAAGUGAACAAUUAGCAAGAAGAAUCACACGUGCACAAAAGCAGCUUACAAGUCAUCACUGUAAUGGAUAUAUUUUCUGUAACUGAAGUACAACAAAAAAUCCAUCACAUUGUUUUUGAAACUGCCAGUUCUGUGAGCAGUGACAGAAUUCCUAUCAGAUGCUGGGCAUGGAGAAUCUGCAAAAAAAAGUUGGAGAAUGUUUUAAAAAGUUGCCGUUGGAUCAAAAUAGCAUGUAAAUACAGCUUAUUCAUCUAGAAGUAUUUAAGCUAUCAAAACAACCCCUCUGAACCAGUUUUGUUUAAUUAAUCUGCAAAGUUCCCUCUGUUACUUACCUGUAGUGAUAAAAAGGGGGUGGAAGAAGAAAUAUGACAGGAGUGGGGAGGAAAAGAGAUUUUCCCUUCAUGACCUGAAAUGAAAACCACUGAAAACUUUGGGAAUAUCUGGAAGCCUUGAUUUGUUUUUUCGGAAGUAUAAGCACAAUAUUUGCAAAGCAGUAUUUUAGAAUAUUGUUACACUGCUAAUUCACACUGCUACAAACAUCAGAUAUAAAAUCUUUGAGUGACUAUGGAAUAGCUGUGCUUCACUGGGUGGUUCUUCUGACCAGAUGGUGGAUGUCCAACCUGUCCUGGAUGGGGUUGCACUCCCCCUAAAGGAGCAGGUUCAUAGCUUGGGGGUUCUCCUAGAACCAUCUCUGUCAC